GACCUGUCCUACGACGGCAUUUGCGACAGCCUCGCCAUGCUGUUCCCGCAGCUCGGACCCAACUUCACCGCGACCUACAAGGAUGCGAGGGCCGACGGCUCUGAUCAACAGUCCAAAGCGGGAAGGGCGGAGGAUGAUGAGGGAGAUGAUUGCACCCUUUGCUCGGACUCCUUGCGUGACUUCCUGGAGGUAUCCAAGCAG
This is a messenger RNA of Effrenium voratum, 201 nucleotides long. NCBI's taxonomy places the organism in Eukaryota, Dinophyceae, Suessiales, Symbiodiniaceae. The record is from the annotation of a GenBank genome assembly.